Molecule: messenger RNA, 5254 nt
Organism: Ictalurus furcatus (blue catfish)
Lineage: Eukaryota; Metazoa; Chordata; Actinopteri; Siluriformes; Ictaluridae
Exons: 2
Coding region: 51-3623 (1190 amino acids)
Source: RefSeq, a predicted model, not a curated record
GUGUUGAGUCCGACGUGAAACCUGCUGUUGAACCCUGUCUCACAUCCAGUAUGGAGUGCAGCAGUCCUCCACCCAGCAGUUCUGAGGCUAAUACAGAAUUUCUUCCACAGAUCCCCAGUGCCAGCUCCCACUGCUUGGGCUCAGAUGCCUCAAGUGGGCUUGAUUACAAUCUGACUAAUGGUGACGGUUCAGUCGGCCCUCCUGCAGAAAGCAUGACGUAUCAAAAGGAGUCUGUUGAGAUUUUUGAUGCAGACUCUACUUGUAGCUCAUCCUCUUGCACGAAAACCAUUUCAGAGUGUGUGACUGAGUCCACCCGAAAGCUCAAAAAGAGUCCUGGUUUACUCUCGAGCCUGAAGUCCAGUCCACCAUCUAUUUCAAAUUCGAGUUUAAUCAGUAGCACCUCUUCCGAACCGGUGCUGGCCCAACAGAUAAGUUUGAACAAAACGCCGGGUAGUGAGAAGGUAGGGAUGAAAAGGCAGUUCUGUCUUUACUGUAAAAAACCCUACGUCAAAAUGGCACGGCAUUUGAGCCAGAAACAUGCAAGUGAAACGGAUGUAGCGCGUGCUCUUAGUUUUCGAAAGGGAUCUAAAAAACGGCUCCUUCUAUUUGAACAGCUUCUUAAGAAAGGGAAUUAUCAGCAUAAUGUUGAAGUUCUUAAAAAUGGCAGUGGAGAGGUUAUCACCAGUAAACGAUCAACUAAAGAUUAUUCUGUGGACGUGUACCUGCCUUGUCAGUAUUGUCUGGCAUUUUAUGUCCGCCAUGAUCUGUGGAGGCAUGAAAGAUGUUGCAAAAUGAGAACAAAUGGCAACCCUGUUUGCCUUAAAAGGACUGCAUCAUCAAAGUUGCUUCCAUUGCAAGGUAGUGUUUCUGAAGAUUUGGAAGAAGCUAUUCAUAGUAUGAAGCAAGACAAUGUCUUGCAUCAUAUAAGGGAGGAUGCUCUGAUUUGCAAGUAUGGUGCAAGGCUUUUUGUACAACUUGGACAUAGUAAAAAGCAUCAAAUAUACGUAACACAGAAGAUGAGGGAAUUGGCAAGACUCAUGCUAACCGUGAAAGAGCUAGAUGGAAGUGUGCAGUACCUGCAUCAUGUUUGCACUCCAUCCAGGUUUGAUUUGGUCAUUAAAGGUGCAAAGAUGGUUUGUGGGUUUGAUGAAACUUUGAGCAAAUUUGAAAAGCCAUCUCUGGUUUUAAAAAUAGGAAGUUCCAUAAGACAAGCAGCUGAAAUAAUUUGUGGUGAGAAGGUUAUGGAGGGUGAUGCAGAGACUGUUGCUGAUGUUAAAGAGUUUAUUGGGCUCCUCGAGAAAAAUUGGAUUUCUUGUGCUACAAACGCUGACGUCGUCGACCCUGAUAGCACUGAGGUCGACAGGUGCCGAGAGAAGCCGACUGCAGCAGCAUCUGCAUGUCAGGAAAUCUGUUCGGUGUCAAACAAACCCGGCCAAAAUCCCGAGCCUGAGUUGUGUCCCCACAGAACUAGUCAAGAAGAUGGCGAAAAUAAUGAAUGCGGGCUGUGCACAGUCAUCUCAAAUGGAUCCCAGUUUUACCCUGAUAAGAUUGAGAAGUUACGUAGCAGCACUAAUGCUAAGAAGCCCUCGACCAACCCUGCAGCACAAUCUUCUGUGUCUCAACAGUCCAAGGUCUCUUAUUCAAAGUCAGGAGUGUUCCCUUUAAGAACAAGAACAGCAAGAGGUGGGAAAAAACAGUUCUGCGUCUAUUGUCGGAAACCCGUCAUCAAAAUAGCAAGGCACUUGUCACAGAACCACGCAAAAGAAAAGGACAUAGCCCACGCUCUCAGCUUUCCAAAGGGAUCAAAAACUCGGCAUUGCUUACUUAAACAGCUCCGUAAUAGAGGUAAUUACCAGCAUAACGUCGAAGUUCAGCAAACUGGAAAUGGGGAAAUCAUCCCACUGAGACGGCAAAAAAAGUGUAAUUCAUUGACUUCCUACCAAGCUUGCCCUCAUUGUCUGGGUUUUUUCCUCCAGCGUGACUUGUGGAGGCAUCAAAGAUCAUGCGAUAUGAAGAAGGAUGAUGAAAGUCCCCCUCUCAGAAGAAGGACUCGGUCAAGCUUAUCUAAGAACUUUGCCUCGCAUGGCUGUCUUUCUGAGGGCUGCCAAAACCUUGUUCGCAACAUGAGAGACGAUGACAUCUCAAAAUAUCUAAGGAACGAUGCCUUAAUCUGCAAAUUUGGAAAUAGACUUUAUGAAAAACACGGGCAUGAAAAGUUAGGACACGAAAACAUAUCAACAAACCUGAGAGCGCUGGGUAGAUUUAUGCUGGCCGUGAGGGAGUUGGAUCACAGCGUUGAGGAUCUGUAUCAAGUAUGUACUGAAUCCAGGUUUAGUUUGGCUUUGGAAGCUGCCAAGAAGGUUGGUGGUUUUGAUCCGCAGUCUAACAAAUUUACAAAAUCGGUAGCAUUGAAGAUGGGCUAUUCCUUGAAAUUGGCCACUGAAGUUGCUUUGGGAGAGAACGACAUGGAAGAUGAAGCUAGAAAUCGAGCCGAAAAAUUCAUGGAGCUGCUGGGAACGGAUUGGUUUUCUUAUGAACCCGCACAUUUUCACACGACAAGUCAUGGUAAGCAGACCGAAGGGGAUGUUGUACAUCUGAUAAAAGAUGUUGUCAAACUACAGAAUUUCCUGAAAAAUACUGAAGCCCAAGCCAAAUCGGAUCUCACGGAGCAUCCUAAUCGUAAAUCGUGGAAAAGGCUCCGUGAAAGCCUUCUUGCAGAAAUUACUCUCUUUAACAGAGCACGGAGGAGCAUAGCCGAGAAAAUGCUGAUUGAGGAUUACAUACGGAGGCCCAGAGAGCCUGGCUGUGGAAAAAUGCAUGAACCCCUUACAAAGCUGGAACAGGCUCUUAACGGUGUGUUGAUCAGAGUGGGAGUCACUUGUAAAGGUGGAAGUUGGAUUCCUGUCUUGUUUACUCAAAGGAUGGCGUCAUCUCUGGACGUCCUCAUCAAGCACCGUGAGGAUGUAGGUGUUCCCACGGACAACCCGUACAUGUUUCCUCAAAUGAUGGCCGACGCUCACAUAAGAGCGCACGACUGCAUAAGAACCUUCGCCCAAAAUUGCGGCGCAAGCAAGCCUGAAGUUCAUACGCACAAGGACGUGGCUACUAUUUUCCAAAUACUGAGCCUUAAUGGCAGUGAAAAGCAGCAGAUGGCAGCACUUUUGGGCGAUGGCCGCUUUGACUACCAAACGCUGGAUGAAAACUUCUCGCAGUUGGCGGAAAUCCUCAACCGGUUGCAGACAAUGGAGGAAGGAACUGGUGCAUACCAAGACACAGGUCUUGGCCAUGCUGCUGCUCCAAGAUGCAAGAGACAAAAAUGGAACAAGGAGGAACAACAAGCUGUGAGGAGGCAACUGGGAAAUUAUAUAUCCACCAGUAAAGUGCCAGGCAAAAACGACUGUCUGGACUGUAUUAGGACCGAGCCGGAGGCUCUCGGGUCACGCACCUGGAGGGACAUCAAAAAUUAUGUCCAUAACACCAUAAUGUCAAAGAAGAGAAAGAGAAGGGGUUCAAAGCAGAUGGACGCUGAAAGCGACGGAGAAGAUCCCGACGAAGUUGUCGCUCUGGAGGCUGCUGCAAAAAGACCUCGUCGUAAAAGAAGACUCCGACGCCGUCGUGUGUGAAUAUACCGCUUCUAGAUGCACGUUGAAACACCACAUUUGUUUUGGAGGAAAAUUGAGUGGAAGAUUCAAUUCAAUGGGCAAAGGUUUGAGCUUUAGUCUUGAGCUCGAAAGACAGGGUGGCUGCUCUCCAUCUGACAGGUGAUGAUGUCAGACUACAUAUUCCUGGGUGCACUAGAAGGGAUGAGAUUAGCACUAGAAGACAUCUUCGUUUCCCAUUUUUUCAUUUCUGUCCUGAUUUUGUCAAUACCUGGUGCUCGAGAGCAGCGUGAGUCGACCCCCCUGCCUUACAAGUAUUGUAUCAUAAAAUUUAAAAAAAUGCAUACGAUUAUGCUUAAUUGUAAUGUUGUUAAACACCUUAAAUGACCAGACAGCUAGACAGUAAUUUCUUGCUGCACUCUUGGUACUUUGGGUCCAUUAUCACCCCGGAGUCGAUUAUAUUCCAAUAAGAGCACGUCUAAGUGUUUAAUUCCUCUUAUACCCUGGCACUUUUAAGAUUUUCCGUUUAUUAAAGAACGAGAGACACUCUUCCGUUUAAAAACACUUUAGUUCUAACAGCUAUAUACACCCGUUCUCUCACUUGAAGCUAAUAAGGUGAAGAAAAUUUUCACUUUCCCCAAAAUCUAUAGGAACAUCUUUACCUCAGCCUCUUCUUUCAUAAAUGUUAAAUAAACCUCAAGCUUCACUAGAGCAACAGUUGUUUAGUUUGUGGGGUUUUUUGGGUUUUUUUUUUUUUGCUGCUGUUAAAUGACGGCACCUUAAAAAAAAUAAUAAUAAUAAUUAUUGUUAAGGUCGUAUUAUGUCGAGUUGCACCAUGCAAGUUCCUGUGAACGAGUUACAUAAAACGUUCAAGUAUUAAAAGGAUACCAUUGAUUUAGAAUUAUACGCAGACGAUUCGGCGACACCUCCUGAUUAACGAGAAUCUAGAGUUCUGCAGCGCUGUGGUGUGAUUUGAUUGAACGUAAGGAAGCGUGCUCCAAGGGCUUUAUUCCGUUAAUAAACUUCUGUUAAGUUUGGGAUGACUCCCUGUUAAAGUUCACUUGAGGCAUGUCUGACUAUUAAGAAGACAUUUGUGUUUUCUUUUUUUAAGAAUGACUCUACAGAUGUAUAUUUAGCUCUUUCAUAACAAUCUGUUCACAUCCUGUUGUGAAUUAAUGACUUCCCUCCUUCUUGACACUAAUUUCGUUGUGAACUCUUAAGGGUGUGUCCACAUUUUGUUAAGGUUUGUUUUGUUUUGUUUUUACCCAUAAAUCUUAUUGAAUGUUGAAUGUAUGUCGCUGCAGUUGAAAGCAAAUUGAGACUGUCUUCAAAAUGUAGGUUGGAAAUAACAUGUAUUUAGUUGAUUAUACGAUGAUCACAUGGCACUUGUUUUCAUCGCAGUGUGUUUUGGGUGUUUUUCUUCUUUUCAUGCACAUGAUAUUAAACCUGAAAUGCACACUUUAAACAUUUGUCCACCGUUUUCUUUGUUUACUUCUUUAUGCUGAUGUCGUCGUCAUGAGAAUGACGACCACUGAAUGUCCAACCCUGAAUGCUUUGACUCCCGGUUGUGAUGAAGUGACUCAGUCUUGGUUAGAAAUGAAACCGUCAUGUUUUUCAGUCGUGUUUCUCGCAGAUGGUUUGCACCCUUUUGUGUA